Molecule: messenger RNA, 4221 nt
Organism: Seminavis robusta
Lineage: Eukaryota; Bacillariophyta; Bacillariophyceae; Naviculales; Naviculaceae
Source: the annotation of a GenBank genome assembly
UACGGUACUGCUCCCAAUCGAUCCAUUGUGGAGAAGAAGGCUUCCUCUGGAGUGAUGCGGUGCCUUUGCUUGUCAGCCUUCCAUUUCACCAUAAAGCACCCUCGCCAUCUUCCAAACCCCAUCUGCUUUUGGACAGCAAGAAUCGACUGAAGGCUUCCUCUCUCCUCUCUUGUCCCACUUCGAGAAAGGACACUGUCAUCAUCACAACUCAUUUAUAUCAUAUUAUUUGUACAAGUACUAGUAUCAUCCCAUCAAUCUCAAUCAACUCGAACCCAACUGAACUCUGAACUGAACCGCACCAUGAAGUCUCUGCUCAAGAAGAAGCAAUCGCCCGCGGUGGAUCAGGUGAUGAAGCCGGUACUGGAAGAGUCUGCCGAGUACGACGAUGAAGCCUUUGAAGAUGAAAUGGACUCUGGUGGUCCGUCCAGCACAGGCGUCUCUCCGCAAGAAGAAGAGGAAAGCAGUGAUACCUUCGAGUUGGCCAAGAAGGAAUCCUCCAUGAUCAGAUACUCCAAGGUCAUGGUCUGUGUAGUGAUUGUGGUCGUGACGGCCACCAUGGCGUUGCUCACCUACCAGUUGGUACAAAAACAAGAAGACGAUGACUAUCACACCACGUUCUACGCCAUUGCCGAAGAAGUAAAAGAGUAUUCCCAGCUCAAGGCCAAAUACGUGAUUGACAAUAUGGAAUCACUCUGUGUCCACAUUACUUCCACAGCUGCCGCGUCCAAUCAAGAAUGGCCGUUUGUCACAAUCCCGGACUUCCAAGUCAAGGGCAUGCUGUCCAACGAAGACACCGGCGCUCAUACUACCUCCAUCAACCCUCUCGUCUUCCCUGGGCAGCUGGAAAACUGGUCGGCCUAUUCGGCCGCCCAUGCCGACGCCUGGAUGCAAUCGGCGCAUCGCUACGACAGCAUUGCCCACCCCGAGCUCUACGUCAUGGAACACCACGACACAGAGGACACUCACGACCAGUCCUUGCGCUGGAAUAUUACCGGCAUUACGCCGUACGUGUGGACCACCAACGAAGGAGAAAAGGGAGAUGCCGAUCAUGUACGCAUGCCAGUGGAGGAGAACAUUGUCUACAGUCCCAUCUGGCAACGGGCACCGGCAUCCGACUACCAUCCCUUGGUCAAUUACGAUCUACACAGCGAUCCCAAUUUUGAACGUUUCAUCAAUGGCAUGCUGGCGGUUGAUCAUCCCGUCAUUAGUCCCGUCGUUGAUGCUGCCUAUCUCGACUCCAACUACGAGCACAGAUUUGAUCCCAAAGAACAGGCGGAACCACACAGUUAUCUGUUGGAGCCCAUCUAUGAUAAUCUCACCCACAACCGAACCAUUGUGGCAGUCCUGGCUUCCUUUCUUAGGUGGGGAUCCUUUUUCACCGAUGUCCUCCCAAGCUCCCAGCAGGGAAUCUAUGUGGUCCUCGAGUCCACUUGCGAUCAAGAGUUUACCUAUGAGAUCUUUGGACACAAGGCCGUCUUUAUGGGGAAUGGAGACAAUCACGAGAAGCGUCUCGACAAGGACCACCUCGAAGUGACCUUUGAGUUCUCCCCCGAGACGGCACUCGAGAAGGACUCGAUACACAAGUUUUGCCAUUACUAUGCCCACAUCUUCCCAUCGGAGCAAUGGCGGAGUCAGUUCUUUACCAGUCGGCCCUAUGCCUACGCUUCUGGAGUCGUCUUGUGUUUUGUAGUGACCACCAUUGUCUUUAUGAUGUACGACUGUCUUGUACAGAACCGACAGAAAAAGGUCAUGAAGUCUGCCAAGAGAACCAAUGCCAUUGUCAACUCGUUGUUCCCGGCCAAUGUCCGGGACCGCCUCCUCGAGGGCAUUGAAAACGACAGCAAGAAGGGCGACGACAAGGAUGACGAAGGAAAUCCAAAGUCGCGCGUCUCGUGGUCGGAUCCGUCCAUGGCGUUUAUGCAACAGCAGCGAAACUCCGAUAUGGCCAACAAGGCACCGGCGUGCUCCAGUGAGGCAAUCUUUGGAUCGAAACCGAUUGCGGAUCUCUUCCCCGCGACAACCAUCAUGUUUGGGGACAUGGUGGGAUUCACAGCUUGGAGUUCUGUACGGGAUCCAUCCCAAGUCUUCUCUCUACUGGAAACUGUGUAUCAUAGUUUCGACACCAUCGCGAAGCGUCGUCGAGUCUUCAAAGUUGAAACGGUGGGAGAUUGCUACGUUGCGGUCUGUGGCUUACCCCUUCCACGAAAAGAGCAUGCUGUAGUCAUGGCCAAGUUUGCGAGUGACUGCCUCCACAAAAUGAAACGGCUUGUCCAGCAAUUAGAAACAUCAUUGGGUCCGGACACAGCAGAGUUGAACAUGCGCAUUGGGCUCCACAGUGGUCCAGUGACUGCAGGGGUCCUCCGCGGCGACAAAGGUCGCUUCCAACUGUUUGGUGAUACCAUGAACACAGCCAGUCGUCUGGAAUCUACAGGGUCUGCUGGAAGAAUCCACAUAUCCAGAGAUACUGCAGAAAUUCUGGUAGCAAAUGGCAAGGAGAAAUGGAUCACUCAACGGGAGGAUGAAGUGUUUGCAAAAGGAAAAGGGACACUCCAGACAUAUUGGGUCCGCAUCAAUGAAGAUUCUAGUGGCACUGGGGGCACCGGAACUUACUCCAACUCCAAUGUAACGAGUGUCAGUAGUGGUGCGAGUGACACCAAAAACGCGGUUGUGGACCUUGUACUAGGCCCCAAGGAAGGGUCACCAACAGCGACGUCGGGAACAGCACUUGACAUGCUUCCCAAGAAACAGCAGCGCCUUGUCAGCUGGAACGUUGAGAUUCUUGCUAAGAUUCUGAGGCAGAUCAUGGCAAGGAGAGCCUCAUUGGAAAACCCGAAGGAGAUCUCCAAGAAAGCUUCCAAGAAAAUCACAGAGCUCAAUGGAACAGUCCUUGAUGAAGUUGCAGAUGUUCUGGCCUUGCCCCAGUUUGAUGCCAAGACCUACCAGAAUCACGUAGACCCCAGCAGUAUCAUGAUCCCAGAGACAGUUAUGAAGCAGCUCACUGACAUGGUUUCCAGGGUUGCUGCACUCUACCAAGACAACCCAUUUCAUUCCUUUGAACAUGCCAGCCAUGUUACUAUGAGUGUUGUCAAGCUACUAAGCCGCAUUGUCAACCCCAUUGAGGUGUCCACAAGAGAGGGCACUAAUGACCAAAUUGCUUCUGAGCUGCAUGACCACACUUUUGGCAUAACUUCCGAUCCUCUGACCCAGUUCGCAUGUAUCAUUUCAGCCUUGAUUCAUGAUGCUGACCAUCCUGGAGUUCCCAACUCCACUCUGGUGAAGGAGGAGCAUCCUCUAGCUUCCAAAUACAAGAACAAAAGUGUGGCGGAGCAGAAUUCAGUGGACCUGGCGUGGGAGAUUAUCAUGAGCCAGGAGUACAAGGAUCUGCAGACCUGCAUCUGUGGCACCAAGGAUGAGAUGACCAGGUUCAGGUCCAUCAUUGUGAAUGUGGUGAUGGCAACUGACAUUAUUGACAAGGACUUGGGCGCUCAGAGAAAGGCCAGGUGGGAAAAGGCCUUUGCGGAAGACUGUGAAGAGAAGGCCCGUGAUCCUCUGGCCAUCAACAGGAAGGCCACCAUUGUCCUGGAGCAUCUCAUGCAAGCUUCAGAUGUGUCCCACACAAUGCAGCACUGGGUUGUUUUCCGAAAGUGGAAUGAGCGUCUGUUCAAUGAGAUGUACCAGGCCUUUGUGGACGGCCGCAGUGACCGGGAUCCAUCCAAGGGUUGGUAUCAGGGAGAAUUGGGAUUCUUUGACUACUACAUCAUUCCUCUUGCAAAGAAGCUUGAGACAUGUGGAGUCUUUGGGGUUUCAAGCCAUGAAUAUUUGAGUUAUGCUCAGGCAAACAGAAGGGAGUGGGAGGCCAAGGGUGAACAGCUAGUGAAGGACUAUCUGUGGAGGUUUCACAAUUCCAAGAAGGCUCUCGAUGGCAGUGUGAAGAGUGCAUCCAUUCGAAAGAAGUUGCCGGAUAGCCUUCAUAAGGCACCCGAGGUUGUGUCUGUUCCUUCAGCAGAACAACAGGGAUUUGAUUUGAGCAAUCAAUUUGAUCUCUUGGAUGAUGCUCCGGAACAGCAUGAGGAGGAACCAACAGUUCUUGUGGGGCUAGAUGGGAGCGAGAAGCUUAACAAUGAAUUAUGGUGCUAGGAGCCCCUGGGACUGGGAAGCCCAUUCUGUUCGGACGUGGCUGAUAGUUGUACUUCUAAAAUAUCUAUACUUCAUAUUUUCUAC